CACGGAAGCGGCGGGAGACGGAGAGAUGGAGUGUGAAAUCCAUGCAUAGUUUUCCCUUCGUUCGUGGUUUUACAAAGGGCGUGUUUGUGAGGCUCCCUUGUUGCUCUGCUCCACACCUCGCAAGAAACUCGACGGAUUCAACUUGAGGUGGAAGAAAAGAAACGGUCUUUUAGCUAGCUGUGUACAUUUGCUCGGCGUGUCGGACAUGCAAGAAAGCGGCUGGUACUUUGGGGGGCGUCGCCGAUGGUUAGUGACGGCGGUUCUCAUCUCCGCUGUACUCUCUACUGUCAGAGCCCAAGUUAUCCCAGGAGAGCCCCCAGCCUUCCCCUCCACUGAUGAUCCUCGAGACCAGUUUGUGUUUGAGAGAGAUGCUGACGAUAUGCCGGUCUCUCUAGUAUUCACCUGUCCGGUGACUGGCACCGGUCCUCCUACAAUAAACUGGUUUCGCGGAGUUCCUGGUGGCGACUUCAUGAUGGACAAUGAGUUCAUACAGGACGAUGGGUCCUACAUAUUCCCCAACAUCACUGAAGCUAACUCAGCCUAUGCCAGUGGAGACGGUAUAGAGUACUACUGCACAGCCACCAAUGCCUUUGGGACAAUCCGCAGCAGAACUGUCAGGGCCUUCUAUGCUGAUUUUAAGGGAUUUGCUAUCAAUGGGACGAAGGUUCCUGAAGGCACUGACCCUGUUGAACGUGAGGUGGAUGUCAUAGUAGCAGAUGUCGCUACAAACCUGCAGUGGGUAUCUCUGGAGUGUGAGGUGGUGCCUGGCUCCACCCCAACUCCUGAAAUCCAGUGGAUCAGGACUGAUACUGAUGGAGAGAAUCUAGAAGUUCUGACUGAGGAUUUUGAUCAGAAUACAGUUCGUUUCAUUGACGGAGGCCAGUGGCUGAUCCUGGAGACAACUGAGGCUGCUGUCACUGGGAAGGUGUACUACUGUCAGGUGACCAACAAGCAGAGGUUUCAGACCGUGAGAGGCCCCAUCACCUACACCCUCAAUCCCGGUGAGCCCCUCUCAUCACUGUGUGGUAACGAGGUCUCAUUUCACCCACCAUCUCCAGUGACCAGUUUCUCUGAUGAGCCUGAUGGAAUUGCCUACGGUGGAGGCACACCAGGUGCUUUCACACAGCUGUGGAGAGUCAAUGGAAGAUCUGGUGGUACUAGAGUAUUAGCAGGAGGACCUGUAGCCUCCAUCCUACCACAGCUUAUUGAUAGCGACAUGGGCCCAGAACUCGAUAUUCAACUGGUUAUUGCUCCUGCUGUUGAGGCAGAUGAACUGACCAUUCUGUCAGCUACUCUCACCUUGCUAGACCCAGCAGUCAUACUGGACCCUAAACCAGAGAAUGAGCAAGACAGACUCUCUGGAGACCCACAGUCAUUCACCUGCAAUGUCGGAGGGUCUGAUCCGACCAUCAAAUUCUACCACAAUGGAAAUGAGCUGACUAGCGACAUGGAUGGUGUUGAAAUCAAUGACGGUACUCUGACUAUCGAAUCUACCAAUCCGGGCCACUCGGGGAUGUACCAGUGUAUAGUUGAGAACAACAGUGGCUCAGAUGGCUUCAGUUGGUACCUCAUAGUCCGUGAUGCUAUUGCUCCUAUGAUUGUCACGAGUUUUCACGUUCCCCCUGACCCGUGUGUUGGGUUCUCCUUCAUCCAGGCGGAGAGUGCUCCGGUCCUCCUCUCUGUCAAUGUCACUGCUGACCCCUGCCCCACAGUGGUCUGGACUAGGAAUGGAGAGCCCAUCCCUGAGGCUGAAGCUACUCCAAUGGGUGACUGUGCCGACACAUUGGGACGGAAGAGUUUUCUCUUUUCCCUGAUGGUGAAUGAGCUGACCAAUGAUGGUAAAGAUCUGAGAGCUUAUGGAGCCACCUUGACCAAUGUGGCAGGGUCAAUCUCUGUCCCUGACACUGUCGUCACCGGAAGAGUUCGAGCUGACAUCACUGACCUAAGGACUGAUCCAGACAGUCCGAUAGAGGGACACAGACACUGGCUGCCUCAGUGCUGA
Messenger RNA from Geodia barretti, 2002 nucleotides. Lineage: Eukaryota; Metazoa; Porifera; Demospongiae; Tetractinellida; Geodiidae. The record is from the annotation of a GenBank genome assembly.